UCCUCCUCCUCCUCCUCCGCUGCGGAGCACGAGUUGGUAUCAGAAAGUUAGAGCUGCUAGGAAACCCGGUCUGCAUGACGCUGAAACUUUGCUGUUUGUUGUUUUUCGUGUUUGUGGGUUGAGAGCUGAGCCGAAGGGAGAGAAGGCGGCAGGUGAGUAAAGGAGAACCCUCUGAACCCUCUGGUGACCUGUGAUUGUCUGCGUGUGUGAUGGAAGCAGAGGCGGCUCUGCAGGAUGAGGGAACCGAGGACUCGUGGUCGUUGCUGUCUUGGCUGGCGUCCUGCCUCAUGGUGUUUGGAGGAGCGUUGCCUUAUGUGCCACAGUACCAGGAGAUCCAGAGGAGCAACAACAGCGAGGGCUUCUCCACCAGAGUGUGCCUGGUGCUGCUCGUCGCAAACAUCCUGCGAAUCUUCUUCUGGAUAGGGAAGCAGUUUGAGCUCACCCUGCUGCUGCAGAGCGUGGUGAUGAUCCUCACCAUGUUUGCCAUGCUCCACCUCUGCUGCACAGUCCAAAACACCAACCGAGUGAGCACCAAGCAGCACAGACUCUCAGACUUGGACAUUCGCUACUUCUGGAAGUGGAGCGCGUUCGAGGAUUACCUGCUGUUCUGCUUCGGCUUCACCGUGCUGUGUGCGGUCGUCACCCUGCUGCUGCUGGACUCCGCUGUGUUUGUGGAGACGCUGGGCUCCCUGGCGGUCAUGUUCGAGGCCAUGCUGGGCCUCCCGCAGCUGCUGCAAAACUUUGAGAACCGCUCCACCAAAGGCAUGAGUGUGAAGAUGGUGAUGCUGUGGACAGCCGGCGACGUCUUCAAGACCACUUACUUUGUGAUGAAUGAAAGCCCGACUCAGUUUGCCGUUUGUGGCUCAGUUCAGAUCCUAAUCGACGUGGCCAUCCUACUGCAAGUCCUCUUCUACACCCCGGACACACGAGCUAAGCUGGGCUGAUCAUGGCCUUUGCAUUGGGCAGCUUCAAAACCAGGGCUCGUCUCCAAAGUCUAAUCAUCAAGGCUUUUAAAGAAACAGCUGCAGAGAUGAUGAUGGAAUAAUGAUGGGACUCAUUUGGUUCCAAGAAUCUGGAGAAAUCUGAAGUCAGUUCAUAUUUUUUUUCCUCGUUAGCCUUGAUUUGAAGUAUUCUGUCUCAUGAGUUCAUGCAGAUCCAAAUUUUGUACCUUCCAGUGCAAUUCGCCUCAAACAAAUUACCGACAGCAGCAUUUUCUCUCUCGCACUUGAAACCCCUUUGCCUUUUACAUUUUUAAAGCGAUAAGGAUGCCUUUUUGUGCAUUCUUAUUAUUUUAUACUAUUUAUUUGUUCUUGGAUGCUGGACUCGGGUGGACAUGGAAACAUUGCUCACCCUGGCAGCUCACUCACAGCAGAGCUGUACUGGCAGCUGUUACAACCGGUCCUGCACCGGUAGCCCUCACACUGGAAUCUACUGCCUGAUUGAUGAGCCUCCCACUUCUCACUUCACACCUCACAGGACUGGUCUCAUGAUGCAGAGUGUGUGCGUAAGUGUGUGUAUGUGUUUGUCCGCAAAACUUGCUUGUUUUUAUUUUUUCUGCAGCUGAAAUUGAUUUUAGCCGUCGGCGUCCAGUGCAGAGCAAAGGCUCCAGAACAUACACUGAGUCUGCGUAACCAUGCAGGACAUCAAUCUGUUAUCGCUUUGCUUUGUGGUUUCAUUGAUGAGCAAAGAAGGUCCAUACAAACUUUAUAAAACUAAUGACAAAUUGCACAAACCUCAGUCACAAACACUUUUGGACACGUCAGACUGCAAGUCAAAAGACUGCAGUAUGAGUUAUACUGAAAGUUUGAGCCAUUGUUGCAUCUAUUAGACUAAGCCAUGUCCCAUCAUUUGAUGUUUCUGUGAUAACUUUUGCUCCUCUAAAAGUCUCAAAACUUGUUUUCAAGACACUAACUAUGAAAGAAAGGCACUUGGUAAGUAAGUAAUCAUCACAUCUAUACACUUUGAGAAAUGUUGACAUAAAUCAGUUUUUGACCUUUUGUUCAACCUAGCUCAAAAUCCUUUUGUUAAAAACUUUGAGAAUGAAAUGACCAAUCUUCCCUUUUCUGAAGAGAUGAGAAGAGUGCUAAAGUAGUUUGGGAAUGAUAUGAACAAAAAGAGUGAGACCAUUUAUGAUUUCAGAGAGGGCGAGGUAAGAUCUCAAACCACUCUCCCUUUAGCCAAAAGAAAACAUUCAAUUCCUUUCUGACCCUCUCUUAUCAUAAAAUAACUUUUGAAUAAGCCGUUAUGAAUGUGAGAUUUCUCUUUCAUAUCAUGAGCCUGGUGCUUUCUAAAGAAGUAAACAAACUUUAAAGCUUCCUCACUCAGCCAGAGCUGCCUCGUUACCAGAAGAAGCCUUUUAAAAAAGAGCCAUUACAGAAAUAUUCAUCCAUUUCAGCCUGUGAAUACACAAACAAAUAUUCUAUUCAGAAUUUGUGUUUUUAAUCAAGAACUAAUUUAGCUUGACUGUCUCAAGGGAAGUGCUUCUCUUAGUUCUCUGAGUUAAUUCUUGAUAGUUUCCUCUUACUAAAGUGCUGCAGGAAACAAAUCAGUGCCAGCGGCUGAUCAGUAGUCAGAACAGGUUCUUUUAACUUCUCCCUCGGCUCGAGUUAAUUAAGUAAUAAAUCUGCUGCACCUGCUUCUGGACCACCAGUUACUCUUUUAACUUAGCAGCCAAUCAGUGUAUGUCUGUUAAUCUAAACCCCUCUGUGCUCAGGUUCUCCUUACCGAACACCUUUUCAUAUUACACACUGCAGAGGUUAUGGUUUGCAUCAUACAGAUAACGUCUUCCUGCAGCUGCCAGUGAGCUUCAGUAUACCUCAGCCUCAUAUUAUCUCUCUGUAUGUCAGUGUUAUCUUGUAAACAAGCAUAAAGAGGGUUGUAUUUAACUCUGACCUUGGUUUUCAUAAUCUGACCAAGAACAAGGGUCCUCUUUCUCUCAAGUCUAGCUAUGACAUAACUUCAGGUUUUUUAAUCAGUGCCUCAAUAUUCAAGGAAAUACAUUUUUCUGCUUCAUUGCAUGAAUUAAAAUGAGAAGCUCUUUCAUGUCCGUACAGUAAGAACAAAGCUACAACUAGCAGCCAGUUGGCUUAGCUUGACAUAAAACCUGGAAAGGGUUGGCAGCUAGCAUCAUUCUCUUAAAAGGUAACACAACCUGCUAACCAGUGCCCCUAAACAGGUCCUGGAGUAACAGAUCCUGGUGUUGAAAUCUGUAUAUAGUUUACAGUUUUGAACCUUUUUAAUGUGCAGACCUGGCAAACAAGAAAUAAAAUAUCAGUAUUAGUGAUCUUAAAGUAGCCUCAAUUUUUUACACUGUGAAGCCUUUGUCAUUCUGAUUGCUUACAAUAAAAACAAAUGUUUUUAUCUCAUCCUGGUGAGGUGAAAACCCUGAGUUCAACCUCUGUCUGGCAAGAGAUUCCAGGCACUGUCUCUUUAAAGACCCCCUCCCUCCAAGCCCACUUUCUCCGUAUUAGCCAGCGCUCUGGAACCUAUAGAAUGUAAACAUGUCCCUGUUCUUAUCUGUCAGCCAUUCCUCUAAUCACCCAAAUUUUUGUAUUACUCCUAGGCUUUAUGUCACCUUAAUAGAUCCCCAAGUUCAAUGUGUAUGGGUAAAGAAAUGAUGUGCAUAGAACAAAACUGCCUUUCAACCAGGCUAUGUGGUAUGUUGGGAACUUUAACACAGGUCCUAGUGGGGAUCCCUUUGCUUUUGCAGCCAGCCUCUAGUGGCCACUUGAAGAACUGCAGAUUUUUGCACCUCUGCAUUGACUCCACUUUUCAAAACCAUAGGUUGGUGCUUGAUGAAAGACUGAGCUCUGAAGACUGAGGGAUUACUUAGACAUACGUUAUAAAUUCAAUAUAUGAAUGUCUGGAAAAAUGGAACAACACAUUCAUUCCUCUCUAAGAGUUGCAGCCAAGCUAGCUGUUAAUGUCUAUUUCCUGCCAUUAUCAAAGCUAAUGGAAGCUAAGCUAACAGUUUGAGCUGAAGCUUGUUCACUGCAAAGACAUGAGAGAGGUAUUAAUCAACCAACCAAUCAUCUCAAAUGUAUAACCAAAAACUAUUAUUUCACAUUAAUCAUCUACUGGAAAGUGUAUUUUUUUAUUAUUAUUAUUGGCAUUUAAGGUAAAAAGAUGAUGCAAAAUUCAGAAAAGAGGCGCAGUCUUUUAUUUUGUAUGUGUAUCAAUCAUAACGCCUGAAAGAUGAAUCGUGUAAUCUUAAUGUUUAUGUAUGAGUACAUAUGAAAACAACAUGCAUAUCUCAAAGGAAAUGUUUGAAUAUAAAUAUGUGAUUGAUGAAUGCACUCUGCCAAAUAUAUAUGAGCCUAUGAAUCCAUGAAUACUGUUCUGCUGGUGCAGUAAUAUUAAGAGUAGAGUGACAUUUAUACAAGUGCUCAGGUUGCUAUUAGACUUCUGUGACGUGCAGCUUCAUUGUUCUCUGACCUUCCAUUGUGUGACUCUCUACAUGUGGGUACACAUACGUUCUUCAGUUAUCUUACCUUUUACCGCUGGCAAUAUUGUGUUGAGGUAUAUGUGUCUUAUCUCCUGUUCCCCUGCUGCAUACCACAGUUGUAUUGCGUUUGCAUUAUUUCUGUAUUCUAUAAGCUCUUAUCUUCAGAUGCGUAUCUUUAUUUCCUGUUCUCAGCCUGGGACUGAACCUCCCAGGAUUUAGCUUAACAUUUAGGCUCAAUGUUGCCUUUUCCUCUCAAGGGCGUGUGGACAGAUUAGCACACAGACUGCUGGGCUGUGAUAAUCCCUCAGCCUGAUUCACAUUGUGGUGAAUGCACUGACUGCCUCUCCGGUAACACAAUGAUAGAAAAGGAUUUCUUUUUUCAAUUCUAAGGAGGAGAGGGCUUGAUUGUUGCUUUUUAACACAUGCAAGAUGAACCGUAAUCUGGAAUAUAAGUCGCACCAUAAAACGCAGUGAGUUUUUGGGGAAUGCCCGCAGAGUAAAAAGGAUUAAACUGUAUUCCUGCAGGAAGACUUUCAUUCAUCACUCAGAAAUGUGCUGUUUUAUGCAGAUGUGUAGCUCUUCUUUGUGGAGACUUGUGCCACUGCCCUCUGCUGGCCUUUUCUUGUCCUAAACGGAGAAGUCUUAAUUAUGUUUAACCACAGUUUUCUGUGCCUGGCCAUGUGCCCAUCAUGCUUUAAAGAAGUCACUUCCUCCUUCGAGCGCCAUCUUCUGUAGAUAUCCGUGUGAUGUUUGUGUUUAAUGUUGUACAGACAGCAAAGUUUACCAGAAACAAAUUCUCUGAAUGUGCACUCUAACCUGGUUAAUGAAGCUGAUUCUGUUUCUGGAAAGAAUAUAGUAACACUACAGAAUACCUCUCUGUACUUCAUACCGGUAUAUUGGUCGCACCGGUGAAGGACACAACUUAAUUUUUAGAUUAAUUAAGGGAAUUAAAAGUGCAUCUUAUACACCAACUUUUAAGGUUUAUGUAUUUUUAUAAACAUGGAUAAAUUGAUAACCACAAUUUAUGCUUCACAGAUACUAUUUCUAUUUUUUCCUUUGAUUGUUCAUGUAGAAACCAAAAGUAAAUGCUGCCUGUAAAGCAUUAUAAAGUACAAACUGCUCAGAGGAAUAAUUUAAGGUCUGUAUCAAUCCACCCACUGCCAAAGAAAGUGUUAUUGUGCGAACUGUUUCUACCAUCUGAUGACAACUGUGUGAAAUAUUUAUCAUGUUACUGUCUCAAAUAUAAAGUAUUUAUAUUUCA
Molecule: messenger RNA, 5705 nt
Organism: Notolabrus celidotus (New Zealand spotty)
Lineage: Eukaryota; Metazoa; Chordata; Actinopteri; Labriformes; Labridae
Product: solute carrier family 66 member 2
Exons: 5
Coding region: 210-944 (244 amino acids)
Biological process (GO): retrograde transport, endosome to Golgi; phospholipid translocation
Cellular component (GO): trans-Golgi network; endosome
Source: RefSeq, a predicted model, not a curated record